AUAGACUUGUGACGCAUACCUUUCGAAACGUUUUCAGAAAAGGCAAAAUUCUCAUUCAAAAGCUAGCCAUAUCCCACUAGAGUUCAUAGUUUUUUAGAUUGGUAGGGCAUUGCCUAAUAUUGAAGCAAUUAUGAAGUAUCUAUACACUUCUCUCAUACUGGCAGUUAUAUUUGUCAUUGGUACCGUGGCAGCAGAGUUGUCUUCUUCAGAUGCUACAGUCUCAGAAACUGUCGAAAAGAAUGUAGAAAGAGGGUAUGCUGAACCUUGUUGUACCCAAUAUUGCUAUUGGAAAGAGAUAUGUGUGACACCGACACCAACUCCAACUUAUUAUUACUAUUAUUACUCAAGGAAUAUGGAGCAAGAACAGAUUGAGAGAACAGUGGAGAAAGAUGUCACUCUGACGGAAAAAUCGGAUACGGCCAGAGGAUAUUUCCCAACUUACUAUUAUUAUGCUCCACCUACCUACUAUUAUGCUCCACCUACCUACUACUAUGCUCCACCUACCUAUUACUAUUAUGAAUACUAUACCCAAACACCGACACCAACACCAACUCCAGAGUGUACGUACACUCAAAUAUGUCAGACAAUUUGUUCGAGUUGUCCAACUCCUUAUUAUUACUACUAUGAGGGUUAAACAGUUGUCUCAUUUUGUCAUUUGACUUGUGAGAACGGACAAAGUUCCGUAGCCCACAAUCUCAAAUAAACGUUGGUUUUUGUCUGUGACUACUUCUGUAUCAAGUGAAAGGGAAAGGUUGAUAUAGAAUAGAUAGUCCACGUUUUAUUAAAACUAUUUUUGGAAGCAUAGCCUAUAUAUAUUCACUCUCAAUGUAUUCUCAAUAACGAAUCUAUCCCUAUUUUCAAACCGUUUAUUGAGGACACAAGCUAGGAAGAUGGAUAUAUUUGCAUAUUUGAUAUGCUCACAUUUAGAAAAGGACAUGAUUGGAAAUAAAAACAUUGUUGCAAAAUUCAACAAAAGUGAAUCUAGUUGCUAAGAAGGAGUGCUAAACUCUAUCUGGAAGAACUUGACUCAGGAUAUAAUGGCUAAAAUGAUACUACCUGAGUAAGCCGUUAUGGGCUAUUCUGUUUUUGAACAGUCAACUCUUAACAAGCAUUUCGAGCAAUACAAGUCUUAAUUAUUAGAACCCAUGAAUUUAGCCUUCAUGGCAGUCUUUUUACAAUCUCCAAGAAAAAAUGUAGAGAGAACUCGAAGUCUCAAAGAUUCUUCACGAAGAGAAAAUUCUGUAUCUACACUUUGCUCCUUAGUUUUCUUUGUAGAUGUGCCAACUGGUAUAGUGUGUAGAGAAUGUCCCAUCAUUUCUAGAAGGCGGAC
Galdieria sulphuraria is the source of this 1330-nucleotide messenger RNA. RefSeq lists its product as uncharacterized. The transcript is spliced from 4 exons. The coding region runs from base 131 to 634 and encodes 167 amino acids. The record is from RefSeq and is a predicted model, not a curated record. NCBI's taxonomy places the organism in Eukaryota, Rhodophyta, Bangiophyceae, Galdieriales, Galdieriaceae.